AUCCCGCGUCCGCCCAACGCCUUCAUCAUGUUCCGCAAGGACCUCGUCAGAGGCGGUUGGCUGAAGGAGUCUGUUGAACGUGAUCAGCGAUGCCAUAGCCGUGUGGCGGGCCACGUAUGGAACAGUUUGUCGCCCGAGCAGCGAGCUCCUUACCAUGCCGCAGCCGAGAGGGAGAAGCAAGAGCACGCCCGCCUGUAUCCCGACUACAAGUAUCACCCCUCUGGACAGAAGAAGAAGGGUUCGAAGAGG
Gloeophyllum trabeum ATCC 11539 is the source of this 249-nucleotide messenger RNA. RefSeq lists its product as uncharacterized. The annotation marks the transcript as partial. The record is from RefSeq and is a predicted model, not a curated record. Gene Ontology annotation, molecular function: DNA-binding transcription factor activity, RNA polymerase II-specific; RNA polymerase II cis-regulatory region sequence-specific DNA binding. The transcript has a single exon. Lineage: Eukaryota; Fungi; Basidiomycota; Agaricomycetes; Gloeophyllales; Gloeophyllaceae. Gene Ontology annotation, biological process: regulation of transcription by RNA polymerase II. Gene Ontology annotation, cellular component: nucleus.